UGUGUGGCAAUGUUCUAUAAGCAAAGUUUUUAGUGAAGGAAAAAAAACAAACAAAGAAGAUGGACAAGUCUGUACGGAAGCAGGGGUGAUCUCAUGAUCUAGACGACAAGAUGGCAGCGCACCCGGGAGGAGACGAUGACGGUACCAACAGGGAUCAAUUACUGGAAUUAGGACGUAUUCUGUUGAAGGAUUUCAUCUAUGAACGUGUUCAACGGAAUAGAGACAGCAAUGCUGUUGUGACCAGGUCACAGCUUGGAGCAGGGGAGCUCUGUGACCCAAACCACAAGAAGCUGGCUCAGUGUCUUCAGCAAAUUGGAGACGAGCUCGAUGGAAAUGUAGAACUCCAAAGGAUGAUAGAGAACUCUUCACUCAGUCCCACCAGAGAAGUGUUUAUGAGAGUAGCCUACGAGAUCUUUUCAGACGGGAAAUUCAACUGGGGCCGAGUGGUAGCUCUGUUCUACUUCGCCUGUCGACUCGUCAUCAAAGCUCUGGUGACCCAAGUCCCUGACAUCAUCAGAACCAUCAUCAACUGGACCGUUGAUUACCUUCGUGAAAAUGUAAUCAACUGGAUCAUGGAGCAAGGUGGCUGGGAGGGCAUUCGUUCCUACUUUGGCACUCCCACAUGGCAGACGGUGGGAGUUUUCUUGGCUGGCGUUCUCACCACUGUCAUUGUCAUACGGAAAAUGUGAAGGGCCUACGAGGAUGAACUAAGACUUUGGGAAAUGGGGAACAGGAAGGUCCUUAGAAGAUGAGCAGGAGGAAACGCUACAGGAAGAACUUUGCAUUUCGGACAAGAGCCUCCGCUGUCUCCCAUCAACGAGCGUGGAUCAGGAGAUUGACUGAACAGCCUUUUGCUCCCAUGAUUCCUACACUACUGGGGAAGUGAGCGUGAAGCGUUGCAUGGGUACACGCAGGCAUCGCUGUGGGCGGAGCGGUUGUCAGACUUCAACAGGGAAUAUGUUUUAGUUAAUUUAUUUUUUAUUUGGUACAAAUAAGUCACUGCACUCCGUUUUCUCAGCUGAAAUCACACGGGCAGAUGUUUUCUCGUGAUAUUGGGAAUUCUACCGCUGUGUCGUUCAUUCACAAAUUUCUGUUCCUCCAUAAUUCCUUUUUGGAUCUUCCAGCUCUCCAUCCAUGUAGCCAUGGUGUGUGUAGAUGUAUCAGUUCCAUCUUAUGUAUUUGUGAGUGUUUCCUGGUGCAAACCUGUACUGAUCUACCAGCGCUGAAGACAUUGGUCACAUCUGUUCACAAUAAUUUUUAUUUUUUUUAAUUUACAGACUUAACACAAAUUUGAUGCUCAAGAAGAGUUUAAACCAUUUUUCUCAGCAAAUGCACAACACGGCCUUAUUUAACAUGUAACACGUACUACAGCAAGUAUUUAUGCCAAAUAACUACCUAACUUAAAGACAAUUUGAUCUAUUUCUUGCUGUGCGUGACAUGACAUACUAUAUUUCCUUUGGCUGUUUUCACCAAUGAUGUGACUCAGUAAUUCUUCCAAACCUUGGUCUAAGUGGAGCGUCUCAAAGUGAUGCCGUCGUCGUCAUACGCAGACGGAGAAAGCCGCGGAUUGCUCACAGAUGCUUACCUCACUUUGUACAUUUUCAGAGUACUGUAUUUUACCCAAGUUGUUCAACCUGCGAUGUCGUCUACACGGCAGAAUGCUUUUAUACAUAUUCUGGUGCCUUGGUGUCUUUUUUACUCAUUUUGAUAUUCACACUGUUUUCUAUCACAAUUGUAAAUCUGAAACAAGUUUGAAAUCUUCAUGAAAAUCUUUUUUGCAGUGACUUUGUACGUUAUAAUAUGGAAAAUAAAUUGUAACUGUGGAUCUGGUUAAGCAUUGAUUAUUCGAUGAUGUUCGAGAUGCUUAAAUGAGAAAUUAAAAAGAUAUUCCAUA
Molecule: messenger RNA, 1894 nt
Organism: Cynoglossus semilaevis (tongue sole)
Lineage: Eukaryota; Metazoa; Chordata; Actinopteri; Pleuronectiformes; Cynoglossidae
Product: apoptosis regulator BAX
Exons: 6
Coding region: 111-689 (192 amino acids)
Biological process (GO): release of cytochrome c from mitochondria; regulation of apoptotic process; mitochondrial fusion
Cellular component (GO): mitochondrial outer membrane
Molecular function (GO): BH domain binding; channel activity
Source: RefSeq, a predicted model, not a curated record